Molecule: messenger RNA, 2442 nt
Organism: Acanthocheilonema viteae
Lineage: Eukaryota; Metazoa; Nematoda; Chromadorea; Rhabditida; Onchocercidae
Source: the annotation of a GenBank genome assembly
AUGUUAGUAGCAUCAGCAAUAUUGACAGUAACAUCAAAUAUUACGGAUGAGCGUGGAAUCCAUAUAUCACGACGAUCACGCCGUGAGCCAGCCGUAUGGGGUGAGCCGGCGCCGGAUUACAGUGCUGUUCAACUGAAUAAUUAUGUACACUUCCUCAACGUCCUCAUUUUCGUUGAUUCUAAGAUCACUAAUCAUUAUGGCUCAAGCAUGGAUAAUAUGAAGAGAGAUGUGAUGAAAUUGGUUCAAGAAGCCAAUAAUUAUUUUUAUCAAAUAAAUGUUCGAAUAAUUGUGGUGGAUAUAUUACAAACAUAUCGUAAUAACCUCAGUUUAUAUUCCUUUGAAGAAUACAGAAAUCGGAGAAUAUCAAAAUUACCGACUCAUGAUUUUGCUGCCUUAAUUUCAUACCGUUAUGCCGGUGGGUUAGCAUUUGUUAAUGGCAUGUGUACCUCAAAGGCUGUUAUGUUGUGCGGGUUUUAUCCACAUAAUCCAUUUGCAAUGGGCGGUAUAUUUUUCCACGAAGUAGCACAUCUUCUUGGUGUACCUCACCGUAACGCAACUAAUCUCAUCGAUGUACCGAAUUGUUAUUGUCCAAUGGGUCGAAGUGCUGCUAUUUCUGGAUGCCUUAAAAUACCAGGUUACGAUCACGACUGCACGUUACAACAAAUGGUGAAUAUGCUGGAGAAAAAUCGUUGUCUGAGGCAUUUUAAGGCUAUCAAUUUCUUCUUUACGCAACAUAGGGUUGAAAACUCAUUGCCGCUUUGCGGUAACGGCGUUAUCGAAGGUAAGGAGGAAUGUGAUUGCGGUUUGCACAGAUUGUGCCAUAAUUGGAAUUGCCGCGCCGAUGAAUGUUUACAGAUUGUGAAAACCUGGCAAUUGUACAUUUGUGGUUGGAUAACUAUUGUGUUUUUUAUCACAGCAGUUGUUUUCUGCUUUGCUCGACGAUAUUCCUGCUCAUUAACAAACUAUAGCUGUGCUGUAUGCAAUCUUCUACAACUUCUUUCGAGCCUUAAAUCAGUAAUCCGUCCGAAAAGUAGGCAUUUUUGGCAUCGUCGUACCAGUAACUACGCGCAAUCAUUACGUCGUGCCGGUAAUGGUAUUGUCGCAGCCAAGCACCAUUUCAUUGGAAUACCUCAUAAGUUGGAUUCAAGCGGCAUAGCGGUAUUAAUUGCAUCCAAUGAUAAGGAAUGUCUCGUACGCAAGUCGACGACAGUGCGGCCCACACAACCACCACCACCGCCUCCGCCAUUUUCAUCUCGGCGAACUCUUGACAAAUCAUCGGUAAAUGUCGCACCAUCUCCUUUGAAACGACCACCACCAUUACCAAUAAAACCGCCCAACUUAUUACUUAAAAUGAUUAUAACGGGUAGUGGUGACAUAUAUGAAGUGCCUAAUACAACAAGGAAAAGGUUAUCAUCGCUAAUGCAAUCCAAUAGAGUGAAUUAUUCGCAAUCAUCGGAGCAUUAUACGGAUCAGUAUGAUAGCAUAUCACGAAAAUUCGAGGAUGAUUUUGACGAGGAUUUUGAUGAAGACGGAUUGCUUUCUGAGUCACAGAUUGAUGAGAAGCAACAUCAACCGAUACACAAUACAGUGACAGUUCCCGUGAAAGAACGUUUACCCGUACAAGAAGAAAAAAUCGAUAAAUCAGUGCCAUUGCAUCGUUUGGAACACGUAGCCAAAUUAUCUGCACGUGAGGAAUCAUUCUCAUCCAGCGAAUCAAGAAGUCAGCUCUAUCCUUCGGAUGAUACAGUAAGCACUGGGCUAAGUGAAGAAGACGACCGCUUUGUUUCUGUUACCGAUAUUAGUAAAGCGGAAAUCGAACGUCGCCGACGAGCUCGAAUGAAUGCUUCUUUGGAUCAACUCAAAAUGUUUCACUUGAUAAAAUCACCGAAAACUGAAUCAAAAGUGGAAAAAAUUGAAAUUUUGGAUUUAACAAUCAAAUAUCUUCAGUCAGUUAGUAAUGAUCAAAGGAGAGGAUCAGAAAAGAUGGCAUAUAUGGGAUUCAAGGAUGGAUUUCAGGCAGCUCAGAAAGCCACCACGUCAUUUAUCUACAAUCGGUGUUAUCCUUCUAUUUCGUCGCCAUUGGUUGCUUCGGUCAAUGCGGAACUGGCCUCAGUUUUUGACCAGUCUUUUAAGUCGAUGAAAUGGUUGCGACCUGUUUAUGGAAGCAGUGUAAAACAAAUGAAUGUACACCAAUUUGGACGACCAUCGGCAAACUUCUUGCCACAGUUGCAUUCAACACCGAUUUUUCACAAUAUUCCGCCAUUAUUCGAGUCGCCUGAAAGUGCAAGCAGCAAUCAGUCAUUAUCACAGUCAUUGUUAUUUUCAAUGUCAUCAUCGUCAUCAUCAGCGAAAGGAAGUGAUGAAAGUUUGAAUGAAUCCAACAGUAUUGCGGAAUUCGUUUGCGUCACUUGUGAAGGAAACUGCCACUGUAAUAAAAAAUAA